This is a messenger RNA of Zingiber officinale, 2050 nucleotides long. Its product is annotated as protein BONZAI 1-like. The coding region runs from base 165 to 1907 and encodes 580 amino acids. Gene Ontology annotation, biological process: cellular response to calcium ion. The transcript is spliced from 16 exons. The record is from RefSeq and is a predicted model, not a curated record. Gene Ontology annotation, molecular function: calcium-dependent phospholipid binding. Gene Ontology annotation, cellular component: plasma membrane. Lineage: Eukaryota; Viridiplantae; Streptophyta; Magnoliopsida; Zingiberales; Zingiberaceae.
UCUUUCCUGCGCUUGCUGUCCCACUCCUGCUUCCGCUGCUAGUUCUUCGUCUCUUCUGAAUGCUUCUUCCCCUGCUCUGCUAGCGUCGUCGCCGUAGGAAGUGCCUUAUUCCGCCCCUUUUCCUCCUCCUCCUCCUCGCUCUCAGACAGGGUGGAUUUCGUCCCAUGGGAAACUGCUUCUCCGAAGAUGGCCACGGCCUGCGCCCGGGCUAUGGCGCCGCUGUUGGCGCCGGGAUGAAUAGCGCCGGCGCAGUCGGUACCUCAGACAUCUUUCCCACGUUUCGAGGAUCCCGUAUUCCUUUCACCCAGAUCGAGCUGUCUCUAUCUGCUUCAAACUUGAGUGACUCUGAUGCACUGCCACAGUGUGAUCCUUUAGCUGUUGUUUAUGCCAAACAAAAAGAUGGGAAUCUUGUAGAGAUUGGUCGGACUGAAGUGGUACUAAAUACAGUAAAUCCAGCAUGGAAUGGAAAGGUUAUCAUGAACUUUGAAUUUGAGGUUCCGCAACAUGUAGUGUUUCACAUUUUUGACAUUGACUCACAGUUUCAUCAUGUACCAGAGAAGAUGCUUAAGUUGGAAGAGCAACAACUUCUAGGCGAAGCAAGUUGUCUUCUCUCUGAGGUAGUUGCUAAACCCACUCGAUCAGUAACACUACAUCUUGACCAGACAGAAAAGAAUAGGACUCAUCUCAGAACUUCAGGCAAGCUAAAUGUUCAUGUUGAAGAGUGUCUUGGCGCAAAAUCUAUUAUAGAAAUAGUGUUACGCUGUUCGGAGUUGGAAAACAAAGAUCUCUUCUCAAAAAGUGACCCUUUCUUGUUGAUUUCUAGAACUGAGGAUGGAGUACUUACACCAAUUUGCAAGACCGAAGUGAAAAAGAAUGAUCGCAAUCCAAUGUGGAAACCAAUUAUUGUGAAUCUUCAACAAACUUUUAGUGAAGAAAACCCUCUCAUUAUUGAGUGUUUUAAUUUCAGCAGCACUGGCAAACAUGAUCUGAUUGGAAAGGUUGUUAAAUCAUUAGCUGAACUAGAAAAGCUUCACCAAAAUCGUCAUGGGGAGAGUCUCGUUCUACCUCAUGAUAAUGAGGAUAAGGUGUUGAAAAGCCAGAUUUUUGUGGAACAAUUUUCACGAUCCAAAAGUAAAACUUUCUUGGAUUAUAUCUCGGAAGGAUGUGAACUGAAUCUGAUGGUUGCAAUUGAUUUCACAGCCUCAAAUGGAAAUCCGCGCCUACCUGAUUCGUUGCACUACAUUGACCCCUCAGGUCGGCCAAAUGCUUAUCAGAGAGCAAUCCUAGAAGUUGGAGAGGUAUUGAUGCAUUAUGAUGCGCAUAAACGCUUUCCUGCCUGGGGCUUUGGAGCAAGGCCUAUUGAUGGUCCUGUUUCUCAUUGUUUUAACCUAAACGGAAGCACUUAUCAGCCUGAGGUAGAAGGUAUUCAAGGUAUAAUGUCAGCUUAUAUAAGCGCUCUACGGAAUGUAUCAUUGGCCGGCCCUACCCUUUUUGGCCAUGUAAUUAAUGCCGCUGCACAAAUUGCUGGGCAGUCACUGAGUAAUGGUGAAAAAAAGUACUUUGUAUUGCUGAUAGUCACAGAUGGUGUGAUUACUGAUUUGCAGGAGACUAAAGAUGCAUUGGUAAAGGCUUCUGAUUUACCUUUGUCAAUUCUCAUCGUUGGAGUUGGCGGGGCUGAUUUCAAAGAGAUGGAGACGCUAGAUGCAGAUAAAGGUGAGCGAAUAGAGAGCUUGACUGGGAGAGUUGCAUCACGAGCUAUAGUGCAGUUUGCUGCUAUGCGUGAUGUGAAAAGUGGUGAGAUAUCAGUGAUUCAGACACUUCUUGCUGAAUUACCAGGACAGAUUAUGAGUUACAUAAAGUCGAGGGAUAUUGAUGGAUCUUUUUCUUUGCCAAUGGAUAUUGACUGACCUAAUUGAUUCUUUUUUUUUUCUGCCAUCUCAUCUUUCACACUUUAAUUUUUUUUUUCUCUUUUUUGUUGUAAUUUUCACCUUGGAGCAAAAGUUCAUUGUUUUCGGUCUCAGAUAUGAAGAUUGCAGAGUCGAUUAUGUUC